Cercocebus atys (sooty mangabey) is the source of this 4609-nucleotide messenger RNA. RefSeq names its product DEAD (Asp-Glu-Ala-Asp) box polypeptide 54 (gene DDX54). Bases 42 to 2909 code for a protein of 955 amino acids. The record is from RefSeq and is a predicted model, not a curated record. The transcript is spliced from 21 exons. NCBI's taxonomy places the organism in Eukaryota, Metazoa, Chordata, Mammalia, Primates, Cercopithecidae. Gene Ontology annotation, cellular component: nucleus. Gene Ontology annotation, molecular function: ATP binding; RNA binding; RNA helicase activity.
GCAGGCCACGCCCCCUUUUGCGUUCCCAGCGCGAGGCCCGAAUGGCGGCAGGCAGGCGCCCGGCGGCCGGCCCUCGGUCGAGAGCUGCCAUGGCCCAGUGGAGGAAGAAGAAGGGGUUCCGGAAGCGCCGAGGCACGGCCUCCCAGGCCCGCGGCAGCGACUCGGAGGACGGCGAGUUUGAGAUCCAGGCGGAAGAUGACGCCCGGGCCCAGAAGCUGGGACCUGGCAGACCCCUGCCCACCUUCCCCACCUCAGAAUGCACCUCAGAUGUGGAGCCAGACACCCGGGAGAUGGUGCGUGCCCAGAACAAGAAAAAGAAGAAAUCUGGAGGCUUCCAGUCCAUGGGCCUAAGCUACCCGGUGUUCAAAGGCAUCAUGAAGAAGGGGUACAAGGUGCCGACGCCCAUCCAGAGGAAGACCAUCCCAGUGAUCUUGGAUGGCAAGGACGUGGUGGCCAUGGCCCGGACGGGCAGUGGCAAGACGGCCUGCUUCCUCCUCCCCAUGUUCGAGCGGCUCAAGACCCACAGUGCCCAGACUGGGGCCCGUGCCCUCAUCCUCUCGCCCACCCGAGAACUGGCCCUGCAGACCCUGAAGUUCACUAAGGAGCUAGGCAAGUUCACUGGCCUCAAGACUGCCCUGAUCCUGGGUGGAGACAGGAUGGAAGACCAGUUUGCAGCCCUGCACGAAAAUCCCGACAUAAUUAUUGCCACGCCCGGACGGUUGGUGCAUGUGGCUGUGGAAAUGAACCUGAAGCUGCAGAGUGUGGAAUACGUGGUGUUCGAUGAAGCCGACCGGCUUUUUGAAAUGGGCUUCGCAGAGCAGCUGCAGGAGAUCAUCGCCCGCCUCCCCGGGGGCCACCAGACGGUGCUCUUCUCCGCCACGCUGCCCAAACUGCUGGUGGAAUUUGCCCGCGCUGGCCUCACAGAGCCUGUUCUCAUCCGGCUUGACGUGGACACCAAGCUCAACGAGCAGCUGAAGACCUCCUUCUUCCUCGUGCGGGAGGACACCAAGGCUGCCGUGCUGCUCCACCUGCUGCGCAACGUGGUGCGACCCCAGGACCAGACCGUGGUGUUUGUGGCCACGAAGCACCAUGCCGAGUACCUCACUGAGCUGCUGACGACCCAGCGGGUGAGUUGCGCCCACAUCUACAGUGCCCUAGACCCGACAGCCCGCAAGAUCAACCUUGCCAAAUUCACGCUUGGCAAGUGCUCCGCCCUCAUUGUGACUGACCUGGCCGCCCGGGGCCUGGACAUCCCGCUGCUGGACAAUGUCAUCAACUAUAGCUUCCCUGCCAAGGGCAAGCUCUUCCUGCACCGUGUGGGCCGUGUGGCUCGGGCUGGCCGAAGUGGCACAGCCUACUCCUUGGUGGCCCCUGACGAAAUUCCCUACCUGCUGGAUCUGCACCUGUUCCUGGGCCGCUCCCUUGCCCUUGCCCGACCCCUCGAGGACCCCUCAGAGUGGGAAUGCAUGGGACAGACAACAGGAAUCACCAUGGCCUCCAUCUAUGGGCCUCCAACUAUGGGCUUCCACCUGCAGUCCUGCUGGUUCCCGGGCCCUGUACACAUCUUGCCUCAUUUGUCCAUCUGUGCUGGAGGGAGGGCUGUCAGUCACCUCCGCUUCACAGAUGAGAGAACGGCUCUGACAGGCCUACCCACGUGCACACCACAGGAAGGUGCGGCCGGUGUGGAUGGCAUGCUGGGUCGGGUGCCACAGAGUGUGGUGGACGAGGAGGACAGUGGCCUGCAGAGCACCCUGGAGGCAUCGCUGGAGCUACGGGGCCUGGCCCGCGUAGCCGACAACGCCCAGCAGCAGUAUGUGCGCUCGCGCCCAGCGCCCUCACCCGAGUCCAUCAAGAGGGCCAAGGAGCUGGACCUUGUGGGGCUGGGCCUGCACCCCCUCUUCAGCUCGCGUUUUGAGGAGGAGGAGCUGCAGCGGCUGAGGCUGGUGGACAGCAUCAAGAACUACCGCUCCCGGGCGACUAUAUUUGAGAUCAACGCCUCCAGCCGAGACCUGUGCAGUCAGGUGAUGCGCGCCAAGCGGCAGAAGGACCACAAGGCCAUCACCCGCUUCCAGCAGGGACAGCAGGGGAGGCAGGAGCAGCAGGAGGGCCCAGUGGGCCCAGCCCCGAGCUGCCCAGCACUGCAGGAGAAGCAGCCUGAGAAAGAGGAGGAGGAGGAGGAGGCGGGAGAGAGUGUGGAGGACAUUUUCUCAGAGGUCAUGGGCCGGAAGCGGCAGCGGUCAGGACCCAACAGGGGAGCCAAGAGGCGGAGGGAGGAGGCCUGGCAGUGGGACCAGGAAUUCUACAUCCCCUACCGGCCCAAGGACUUCGACAGCGAGCGGGGCCUGAGCAUCAGCGGGGAAGGGGGAGCCUUCGAGCAGCAGGUGGCUGGCGCUGUCCUGGACCUGAUGGGGGACGAAGCCCAGAACCUGACGAGGGGCCGGCAGCAGCUCAAGUGGGACCGUAAGAAGAAGCGGUUUGUGGGAAAGUCAGGACAGGAAGACAAGAAGAAGAUUAAGACAGAGAGUGGCCGCUACAUCAACAGCUCCUACAAGCGAGACCUCUAUCAGAAGUGGAAACAGAAACAGAAGAUUGAUGAUCGUGACUCGGACGAAGAAGGAGCAUCUGACCGGCGAGGCCCAGAGCGAAGAGGUGGGAAGCGAGGCCGUGGCCAAGCAGGUGCAUCCCGGCCCCACGCCCCAGGCACCCCUGCAGGCUGCGUCCGCCCGGAACUCAAGACCAAGCAGCAGAUCCUGAAGCAGCGGCGCCGGGCCCAGAAGCUGCGCUUCCUGCAGCGUGGUGGCCUCAAGCAGCUCUCUGCCCGCAACCGCCGCCGCGUCCAGGAGCUGCAGCAGGCCGCCUUCGGCCGGGUCGCCCGCUCCAAGAAGGGCAAGAUGCGGAAGAGGAUGUGAGGACCGGGACCCAGCUUCGUGGCUCCUUGAUUGGCCUUAGGGUGGGCAUCGGCAGACGUUCCUGUGCACCACUGUGUGCCUGGCCCAGUGCUGGGCACUGGGGGCACUCCCUGCAGGAGCCAUCGUCCGUGAAAAGGAGCACUGUAUGGCCACGGAAGGGCAGCAGCUGCGUCAGCCUAAGACAGAGACAUUUGAGCAGGGCCUUGAAGGGUGUGUAGGAGUUCGGCAGCAAAGCCAGGCAGGCCAAGACCUGAGUUGGCAACUCAGCUGCUGCUGCUUCCAUGUGUUCUGGGUUCAGAGGUCAUGGCUGCACCAGUCAGAGACCUGAGUGCCUCAGGGUUUGGCGAUGGAAUUUUUAAUAUAAUAAAUCUUUGUUGAGCACUGCUGGUGGGCCAGGAGUGCAGUCUACUUGGGGAGUUGGAAUGGAGAGACCCAGGUACUAAAAUCCCAGCUAAUGUGGCAGAGGAGUUUUGGGUCUCCCCAGGGUAGGUUCUGCUGCUGUGUCCAUUUAGCGAUGAGGAAAUUGAGGCUCAGAGCACAAGCCAGGUGCCGGAGGUGGGAGUUGGUCCGCCUUCCUCCUACCGGGACAUGGUUGCAGCUGGGAGAGGGCUGUGGGAGGGGAACAGGAUGUGCAGCCCCGGGGCAAGGGCACAGCUGCUCCCCUCUGGCUAUGAAGAGGUUAACUCGGCCCCUCCACACCUGGAGGUCAGAACCUGGCCUGCCCUCUGUCUUCUCACCACCCACCCCCUGUUUGAGGUUCUGAGAAGGUCAAGGGUGGCCCCAGCAGCUGAAUUCUCAGGCUGGGCCCCUCACCCGGCAGAGUCCAUAGUGGAGGGGCCUCGGUGAUCUCUCAUCUAGCAUGGACCCUGCUCUGAGACCUGACAAAGAGCUUUUUUCAUGCCCCAGCCACCCUGGCAGGGAGGGCCUGGUCUGAUCUCAUUUUAGAGGCAGUUGCCCCACACAUAGCCCCUUGACCUUCCCAUCACCUCCUCAUCAGGGCAUGCACUUAUUGAGUGCUUGCUAUGUGCCCCUCACGGCAGGCCCACAGCACUCUGAACAGGCACAGCCCUCCCAUCUUCCCAAUGAGGAAAUGGAUUCAGGAAGAGCCACUCAGUCCACACCCCAAUGGAAAUGGGGGCCCUCCUAUCUCAGGGUCUCUCGGGGAUCCCCUCUCCCGCUACUCACCUGGGUCAGGGCUAGGAGGCAGGGGCCGCAGGCUCAGGCUGACCCAGGCCAGCCAGCAUGGCAGAGAGGUCCUGCAUGAACAGCUUCACCUGGGGGGGAGCCCAACGCGAAGUCACAUCCCAGCCCCAGAGCCACUGUCCAGCCCCCAUCCCUCAACACGCGGGGAGGCCAAAAGGCAGGGUGGGGACUGGAGACCCCCUCAUUAAAAGAACAGCAGUGAUGGUGGUUCCCAGAGGUGGUGACUGAGAUCCUAAACUGUUCUGCGUUUUAAAAGCCUCAGGCCAACCUUCCCAACUGCUGCGUGAGCAGACACCUUCACAGCUUCCUUGCUGCUGUCAACUGUACUAUCCAAUUAGUAUUUUCAUUUAUAUCAAUCAGCUUUAUUUUCUUGUACCUGGAUCAGUCAUAUUCAUUGGUUUGUGAUCUACUCUUAUCUCCAUGGGUGGCCGUCCUUUAUUGUGUUUUAAUUAACUUCUUUAUGAAUAUGAAUAAAUGCCAUGGAUCCAUUGUAAAAA